CCCGCUCCUGUCACCGCCUGCGUCAGAGCCCGGAGUUUUCCACUGACGGAAAAGGGCAGCGCGGGGCGGCGCAGCCCGGCCCGGCCCCGGCAGCGGAGCGGGAGGCGCCGCGCCAGGCACCGCCGCUGCAGCCGGAGCCGCCACCGCCGCCGCAGUUAUAUGACAAAAACAGCGUCACCAUGAGCGGAGUAUUGAAAAGGAAGUAUGAAGAGCUGGGAGAUGACAGCACCUACUGCUCCUCCUCCUCCUGCUCCCCCCUCUCCUCCUCAGCAUCCUCAGGCUGGGACACCGAUGAGGAGAAUUCCCGUGGAGAGCCCAAGCCCAGCUCUGCCUUAAUGUCCAGCUUCACCCCCACGUCAAUCCUGAAGAAAUCCAAGCGGCUAAAGAAGAACAAUGUGGAGUUUGACCGGGUCACUGUGUUUUACUUCCCACGCUGCCAGGGCUUCACGAGCGUGCCUAGCCGUGGGGGCUGUACCCUGGGCAUGGUGAGCAAACACAGCUCCUCCCGCCAGUUCACGCUGGCAGAGUUUUCAAAGGAGCAGGAAAACGUCCGUCGGGGCAAGCUUGAAGAGAAAUUAAAAGAGGAGAAGUUGGAAGCGUUGAAAUGGAAACUAACCAUGAACGGCACCAAGGAGUCGGAAGAGGCCAACCAGCUCACCAUCGAGGACAUCUCCGACGACGACAUCGACGUCAGCAACGUGGACCUGGAGGAUGGCUUCUUCCUGCAGCCCUACCCCGCCAAGAAGAGGCGGGCGCUGCUGAAGGCCGUGGGCGUGAAGAAGAUCGACAAGGAGGAGAAGCGGGAGCUGCACAACAUCCGCCUGUCCCGGGAGGACUGCGGCUGCGACUGCCGCGAGGUCUGCGACCCCGAGACCUGCAGCUGCAGCUUGGCAGGCAUUAAAUGUCAGAUGGAUCACACCUCCUUCCCCUGCGGCUGCACCAAGGAUGGCUGUGGCAACACUGAGGGCAGGAUCGAGUUCAACCAGGCCCGUGUGCAGACGCAUUUCAUCCACACCAUCAUGAAGCUGGAGCUGGAGAAGCAGCAGCAGAGCAGUGAGAAGGUGGUGGAGGCUGAGCCCCCUUUCCGGGAGCGGCUCCCUGCGCUGGGAUGCGCGGCAGGGAAGGGCUCGCUGGAGGAGCGCACGGUGCCGCUGGCACCUGCCUUCCAGUUCAGCCCUGAGCUGGAGGCCCUGGGGGAGAACAGCUGCAGCAGUGACAUGACAGACUCCUCCAUCUCCUCGCACCCCAGCGAGGACCUGGAGGAGCCCUACGAGAGCCUCCCCUCUGACAAAUCCCAGUCGGACGUCGACGACGACGGCUUGGCGCGCAUCCUCCACUUCAACGACUCGGACGCCGAGGAGGAGAGCAGGCGUGGCCAGGAUGACCUCGGCUGCUUCCAUCCCACUGACUUCUUCAUCGAGGACCACGGCAGCGAGGCCAAGCCCGUCCCUGGCCACUUGUCCCACCUCUCGGAGUGCCUGGAUGAGAAUGCCAACCAGGACAGCGGGGGUUUGCUGGAGGAUGCAGCCCAUGGGAGGUGCGAUGGGCUGUCCUGCUGCGCCCCCUCCUCUGCUGAGCCCUGCUCCAAGAGCUACGCCGACCUCAGCCUUUCCUCUGAUUCCUUGGAUUUCUUCCAGUCCUUCUCGGACUAUAACUUGGGACCCCUUUACAACUCCUUAAAGGAGUAUGAGAACCUGGAUAACUUCUCAGCGUUACAGUUUCAGUUGCCUAAUUUCCCUGGCUUCCCGCAAGCUGGAGAUCAGGGCUCCUGUUUCUUGGAGUCCCUCAUUGGUUUGUCUGAAUCCGUCCCUGAAACCCCGGCCCCUUUCACAGACAAUCAACUUUUGGAGGAUGCCAUCAAGUCAUCACUGAUGGAGACAGUGAAGGUGUGAAACACUGAUGUGGCUCAGGCAAGGACUGAUGCCAAAAGGAAAAUGGAGGAACAGUUGUACAGGCAAACUUUCUCUGAAAGGAUGGUGUGCUACUCAAAUAUAAGGAGGAAAAAACAGCAACAGCAGAAGACUUUCUAAGCAAAUGAACUAUUUUUGGUCUUUAUACAACAUGGACAUUUUGACAUACUGCAGCUACAAUCAGUUCUCUUGCUGUUUGUGCAAAAAUUUCUAAACUUUCAUGAUG
Messenger RNA from Camarhynchus parvulus, 2136 nucleotides. It is a transcript of the gene CSRNP1, whose product is annotated as cysteine and serine rich nuclear protein 1. Bases 180 to 1892 code for a protein of 570 amino acids. Gene Ontology annotation, cellular component: nucleus. The transcript is spliced from 5 exons. Gene Ontology annotation, molecular function: sequence-specific DNA binding; DNA-binding transcription factor activity, RNA polymerase II-specific. Gene Ontology annotation, biological process: regulation of transcription by RNA polymerase II. The record is from RefSeq and is a predicted model, not a curated record. Lineage: Eukaryota; Metazoa; Chordata; Aves; Passeriformes; Thraupidae.